Messenger RNA from Fukomys damarensis (Damara mole-rat), 1203 nucleotides. Its product is annotated as protein phosphatase 1B-like. Gene Ontology annotation, molecular function: magnesium ion binding; protein serine/threonine phosphatase activity; manganese ion binding. NCBI's taxonomy places the organism in Eukaryota, Metazoa, Chordata, Mammalia, Rodentia, Bathyergidae. Gene Ontology annotation, biological process: positive regulation of canonical NF-kappaB signal transduction; negative regulation of canonical NF-kappaB signal transduction; positive regulation of canonical Wnt signaling pathway. The record is from RefSeq and is a predicted model, not a curated record. Gene Ontology annotation, cellular component: nucleus; cytosol.
AUGAGUGCCUUUUUGGAUAAACCCAAAACUGAAAAACAUAAUGCUCAUGGUGCUGGGAAUGGUUUACGCUAUGGUCUGAGUACCAUGCAAGGAUGGAGAGUGGAAAUGGAAGAUGCACACACAGCAGUUGUAGGUAUUCCUCAUGGCUUGGAAGACUGGUCAUUUUUUGCAGUUUAUGAUGGUCAUGCUGGAUCCCGAGUGGCAAAUUACUGCUCAACACAUUUGUUGGAACACAUCACUACUAAGGAAGACUUUAGGGCAGCUGGAAAGUCAGGAUCUGCUCUUGAGCCUUCAGUGGAAAACGUCAAGAAUGGUAUCAGAACUGGCUUUUUGAAAAUUGAUGAAUAUAUGUGUGACUUUUCAGACCUCAGAAACCGGAUGGACAGGAGCGGAUCAACUUCAGUAGGAGUUAUGAUUUCACCUACGCAUAUCUACUUUAUCAACUGCUGUGAUUUACGGGCUGUUCUGUAUAGGAAUGGACAAGUCUGCUUUUCUACCCAGGAUCACAAGACUUGUAAUCCACGGGAAAAGGAGAGAAUCCAAAAUGCAGGAGGCAGCAUAAUGAUACAGAGCGUUAAUGGUUCAUUAGCAGUGUCUCCUGCUCUGGGGGACUAUGAUUACAAGUGUGUUGAUGGCAAGGGCCCAACAGAACAACUUGUUUCUCCAGAGCCUGAGGUUUAUGAAAUUUUAAGAGCAGAAGAGGAUGAAUUUAUCAUCUUGGCUUGUGAUGGUAUCUGGGAUGUAAUGAGUAAUGAGGAGCUCUGUGAAUUUGUUAAAUCUAGGCUUGAGGUAUCUGAUGAUCUGGAAGUUGUAUGCAGUCAGGUGGUGGACACUUGAUUACAUAAGGGAAGUCGAGAUAACAUGAGUAUUGUAUUAGUUUGCUUUUCAAAUGUCCCCAAGGUCUCAGAAGAAGCAGUGCAAAAAGAUUCAGAGUUGGAUAAGCACUUGGAUCACGAACUUAUGGAGAAGUCUGGUGAGGAAGGAAUGCCUGAUCUUGCCCAUGUCAUGCGCAUUUUGUCUGCAGAAAAUAUCCCAAAUUUACCUCCUGGAGGAGGUCUUGCUGGGAAGUGCAAUGUUAUUGAAGCUGUUUAUAGUAGACUAAAUCCACACAGAGAAAGUGAUGGGGGUGCUGGAGAUCUAGAAGACUCAUGGUAGCCUUAUAAGCCUUCUAAAAUGCUUUUGAUUCUGAAAAUUGGGGGAAAA